AUGGAUCCAAAUUGUUGUGAUGAUAUACAUUGUGAGGAAAACAAUGAUAGUUUAACAAAUGCAAAGUGUAUUGUAGAUGAAAUUUGGAAGAUGUUGGAGAGUGGAAUGGAAGAAGAAUACAUUGGAGAGGCAAUCUCACAAUUGGAACAUGCAUUGCAAGCAGCUGCCUCUGCUUCUGCCAAUGGUUGUGACGAUGAGACCGUUCUAGCUGCGCUGCUGCACGAUAUCGGUCAGUUUGUAGUGGCAUCGGAUAUGUCUCAGCAGAUGUUGAUGACCGACGAAGUCACCGGUGAAACAGUGUCGGUGGGUGCACACGGUCACGAGAUCAUCGGAGGUCAGUUCCUCCGAGCCAAAGGAUUCUCUGAUAAAGUAGCACAACUGGUGGAGGCACACGUCAAUGUCAAGCGAUACCUGACCGGUUCCAAUCCCGACUAUUAUAACAGCUUGAGUGAUGCAUCAAAGGCAUCGCUAAAGUUCCAAGGUGGUCCAUUCACAGCAGAGCAAGUCAAGCAGUUCGAGGCAUCCGAUCAUUUCGCGCUGAAAGUUCAACUACGUCGUUGGGAUGACGCUGCUAAAGUAGUCGGUUUACAAACACCAACAUUAGAAUUCUAUAGACCAAUUGCAAUCAAUCAUUUAUUAAAUCAACAAAAAUUAAAACAACAAUAA
Molecule: messenger RNA, 666 nt
Organism: Heterostelium album PN500
Lineage: Eukaryota; Evosea; Eumycetozoa; Acytosteliales; Acytosteliaceae
Product: HD domain-containing protein
Exons: 1
Coding region: 1-666 (221 amino acids)
Source: RefSeq, a predicted model, not a curated record